Molecule: messenger RNA, 1603 nt
Organism: Mytilinidion resinicola
Lineage: Eukaryota; Fungi; Ascomycota; Dothideomycetes; Mytilinidiales; Mytilinidiaceae
Product: NAD(P)-binding protein
Exons: 2
Coding region: 27-1334 (435 amino acids)
Molecular function (GO): oxidoreductase activity
Source: RefSeq, a predicted model, not a curated record
GAACGACAUCUGCGUGAAGGGCAAUUAUGCCUAUCCCGUUUGCCGCUGCAGGCUUAUUCAAUGGCAUAUCCGCUAUUCCCUUUGGCUGGACUGCUGUCAAAGCUGUAAUAUGGAUUGCCGUACUCGUGCUGCUGAAAAGAUACUUCAAUGGCGCCUCGAACACAUCCGAACGGGUGAUGCACUCGAAGGUGGUCAUGAUAACCGGUGGUACAUCAGGUAUCGGAGCUGAAGUAGCUCGAGGCCUAGCCACACGCGGCGCCCAAAUCGUCCUCCUUACCCAGCAACCGCUCUCCGAUCCUUUCCUCGUGGACUUCAUAAUGGACAUGAGGAGCCAAACAAAUAACGAGCUUAUAACCGCGGAAUCCGUCGAUUUGUCUUCACUCCAUAGUAUACGACUUUUCGCUACGAAAUGGGUUGACAAUGCCCCUCCACGUCGGAUAGACACGAUCAUCCUAUGUGCGGAUACUCGAACGCCGCCAGGUGGGAAGGCAUCAAUAACAGAAGACGGACUUGAGUCAAGCUGGGGUUUGAACUACCUUGCCAACUUCCACCUAUUGAGCAUCCUGAGUCCAGCCCUACGCGCACAACCCCCGGACCGAGACGUGCGCAUAGUGUUCGGCACAUGCAGCUCUUACAUGGGCGGAACAUUACCAGAUCUUGGCCUUUCCGAAGAAAGUACGGAGAAAGGCGCAAAUUCGAAGUCCAAAUCAAAGUCGAAGCAGCAGGCUGCAGCGGCUCCAAAACAAACACCUUUCACCCCUUCAUCCGCCUACGCUACCUCCAAACUCGCCGUAAUGACAUUCGCCUCCACUUUCCAGAAGCAUCUUGCCGCCUACGCGCGUCCAGACAAGAAGCCAAUGAACUCCAGAGUAAUCAUGGUUGAUCCGGGCUGGACGCGAACACCGGGAAUGCGAAGAUACCUUACAUUCGGGAGCUUAUGGGGCUUGGCUCUGUACCUCGUUAUGUGGCCGUUCUGGUGGCUAGUAUUGAAAGGUCCAGAGCAUGGGGCACAGACCUUUUUGUAUGCGGCCAUGGACGAGCACUACGGAAGGGGAGAAGGCGGGCGAUUCCUGAAAGAGUGCAGGGAAGUCAAAUUUGUCAAACCUGAAAUUGAGAACGAGGAAGUGCAGAAGAAGCUGUGGGAACUCAGUGAGAACACUAUCCAAGCUUUGGAAAAGGAGGCUGCCUUGAGAAGAGCAAAGGAAAAGAAGGAGAAAGAGUUGAAAACCGACGCGGAGAAGAUGGGCGGAAGCAAAACAGAUGCCUCUGCUGCUACUAGCGGGAGCGAUGGCAAGAAAGCCGGGUCACGGAGAACUAAGAAGGCUGGCUCAUAGUUGCGGUCCCCAAGGAAACGCAAGCAAUAGAGUCAAUUUUCAUUCAAAUGACUAUCAUGCAAUGCAAUAAUACCGCUCCCCGUAACCUAGCGGCACAUCAUGCCUGUCCAUAUAUUUCCAAUACAAAAUAGAGGACGAGCGCUCAUGAUCUAAGCAUAUAAACCUUCAGUUUGCAGUAUCGCCAAAUUUGCAGCAGGAUGCUGCACUAGGUCACAAGUCUGGUAUGACGAGACAUUGGUAAUGUUGACAGGUCAUUUAAAAUCAUACAG